AUGGCCCGCUUGAAACAGUUAGAGGAUGCUGAGAGGCUUCGAUCAAUGCAUCAUGCAGGCAAGGAUGACUCCGGGUCUAAUCUAGGAAACUGCGGUGCAGCUCAGGUACAUGGUUCGACGAGAACGAAUUUUGAGAAACCAGAACAGAGUGGCCGACUGGUAGUAAGAGAUGGGAGGAGUCGGUACGUCGAUGAUGAUGCUUCUGUGAUAUUUGGAGAUAAGAUCCAAGAGCUGCGGGAUGUCGUUGAAAGUUCAUCGUCCGAAGACGAUAUCAAGACGGAAGAUAUCCUGGGCCCAUUUGGUCUCCCGCACGGAGGCCUUGUUGGAGAUACUAAUUGGACCAACAUGAGUUCAAAAGGAUUCUAUCCUCAUUCAGGCCAAUUGUGCAUGUUAUGGCAUAUCUACCAAACUCGCGUUCACCCGUUGAUUGCCGUCCUGCACAUACCGUCAGUGGAGCGAAUCGUGCGCGACGCAGCCGAUGGCAUCGCUUUAGAGCCCGGCAAUAGAUCCCUGAUACUAUCUGUCUGCUUUGCUGCCGUUGUUAGCAUGACACCUGACCAGUGUGUAUCAACGCUUGGACAAUCGUAUGAGAUGACUAUUCAGGGUUUGAGUGUGGCUGUGAACAGGGCCUUGAAGCAGGCCAACUUUAUAAGGUCCCAAGAUAUCUCUAUUCUUCAAGCAGCGGUGCUCUUUCUGCUGUGCUUUCGCGUAGGCCAGGGUAUUCAUCGUGAUGGAUCAAAGUUUGGCCUAAGCCCUUUUGAAACAGAAAUGCGUCGACGAUUGUGGUGGCAUCUCUGUAUAUUGGACAUGCUUGCUUCAGAGGAUCAAGGAACGGAUACCCAAAUCAAACCAGACACGUUUGAUAUGCGUCUCCCCUCCAACGUCGAAGGCCAGGACCUAGUUCCAGAAAUGGCAGAGCUACCAUCCGAGAAAAUAGGGUAUACUGAUAUCACUCUCUGCAUUAUCAACUGUGAAAUUGCGGCUAGCGUCUCCCAAUUGGGUCCUUCCUUCGGUCGGAAUUCGAAGAUAUCAAUUAGUGACCGGGAGGCCCACAUCAAAGCUCUAGCAUGUCGUCUUCAGGACCGCUAUAUGGGUCAUUUUGACCUCGGAGUUCCCAUACAAUGGAUGGUCGCAACGAUCGGCCGGCUCAUGCUGUCGAAAGUAUGGUUGGCGAUCCAAAUACAAAAGACAUCAAAAGUCAACGAGUUGGCUUCCACGAGACAAGCAGUCGACCCUAUUUUCCAAACUGCAGUCGAAAUCACCGAGUUUGCUUAUUUCCUGCAGGAAAAUGAAAGUACUGCACAUUUUGCCUGGUUAUGCCGAAGCUACAAGCAGUGGCACGCCCUAGCUUACAUUCUUUCAGAACUCUGCGCUCGGGACAUCGGACCGGAAACUGACCAUGCCUGGAAUGUAGUAACCAAGAUGUACAGCAAGUUUGUUAAAGAAGCGCCUGCGACAUACUCCAUGUUCCAAAAGCCCCUGUCGCGGCUGAUGGAGCGCGCGGCUACAUUCAGGGCUGAAGAGCUUGGAAUUCCUCGCGCGGUCCUAGAUAACCAAUCUGUAGGGGCUUUGGAGUCAAAUAUGGGGGGCCUGAAUAGUGAAUUCAAACAAAGCCUGUUCCCUCCCAUGCCAAACGUUAGCCAUUCAUGCCAUAUUCCUAGCAGUGACGAGCCUACCGAAUCAGUUUAUUUCGAUAAAACAGGUCUGAUCCACGGAGAGUCUGCUUCUGGAAUAACCGACGAUCUUUACUCUAACAUAGAUUGGCUUUUUGAGCCCCUGAUAUGA
Messenger RNA from Aspergillus bombycis, 1785 nucleotides. RefSeq names its product fungal specific transcription factor domain-containing protein. The record is from RefSeq and is a predicted model, not a curated record. Gene Ontology annotation, biological process: DNA-templated transcription. Gene Ontology annotation, molecular function: zinc ion binding; DNA binding. The coding region runs from base 1 to 1785 and encodes 594 amino acids. The transcript has 3 exons. NCBI's taxonomy places the organism in Eukaryota, Fungi, Ascomycota, Eurotiomycetes, Eurotiales, Aspergillaceae.